ACUAGGCUGGCUAAGCACAUCCCUAUGGCAGCUCUCAAGGCGGGAUUUAGACUUGAAAGAGUAGCGAAUGCUGACAAAGAGAUUGAGCUGACUGCAGCCUUGCCAGCUCAGAAGUCCCUGAAUGUCAUUGCUAGGAUUCCAGAGAUGACACUGUCAAGAAUGGCUAUUCCCCUUCCUGUCGCUAUUCCCAUCAAUCCAGAUGGAACCCUUUCCAUUCAUAUUGAUGAGGACAUUCUCUCCUGGAUCCAUAAACACAUCAAGGAAGAAUAAAACAUGAUGAAUUACAUUUUACAUUUAAGAAAAUGUGAGCUGUAUUCAUAAUUAAUUAAUUAAUUGUUUUUUGACAGUUUAAUUGAAUUUUACCACUGAUGUAAUGCAAGAAAUUAUAAUAAACACCCUGCAAGUUA
This is a messenger RNA of Labeo rohita (rohu), 407 nucleotides long. It is a transcript of the gene vtg2, whose product is annotated as vitellogenin 2. The record is from RefSeq and is a predicted model, not a curated record. NCBI's taxonomy places the organism in Eukaryota, Metazoa, Chordata, Actinopteri, Cypriniformes, Cyprinidae. Gene Ontology annotation, biological process: lipid transport. The coding region runs from base 25 to 270 and encodes 81 amino acids. Gene Ontology annotation, molecular function: lipid carrier activity. The transcript has 2 exons.